Molecule: messenger RNA, 3327 nt
Organism: Dioszegia hungarica
Lineage: Eukaryota; Fungi; Basidiomycota; Tremellomycetes; Tremellales; Bulleribasidiaceae
Product: mRNA export factor elf1
Exons: 9
Coding region: 1-3327 (1108 amino acids)
Molecular function (GO): ATP binding; ATP hydrolysis activity
Source: RefSeq, a predicted model, not a curated record
AUGUCACCCGUCGCUACUCCCAGCCCUACCACUCUCCUCCCCGAGUCUCCCCUCUCCGAGCAGUACGCCGCUCUCGCUACUGCCAAGUCCAACGUCGAGGCCAAAUCCAUCGCCGACCAAAUCGCCAUCUCCCUAAAAAAAGCGCCCCGCACUAUCGAGGCCAUCCAGGAGGCCAAGAUUGUCGAUGUCUUCCUCGCAUGGAGCGGCUCCAAGUCGGGGUACGAGCGCGAGUCUGCACCGGUCCUGAUUGAGCGGCUCUGCCGGUCGCUCGGGACGGGUGUGGAGGGUGUGUUUAUGCCCGUCAUCCCCGCGCUGCUUUCGUUGUCUAUGGACAAGGGACAGCCGGUCCGCUCGGCCGUCACGUCCGCCAUGAACGCCCUGAUCAAGAUUACCCCUCCCGAGGCGUCGCGGGUCAUCCUGGACGCGCUCGCAAAGACGCUGGUGGAUGCCAAGGGAUGGAGGACCAAGGUGGCCGCGCUCAAGGCGAUGGAGGGGACCGUCAAGCUCGGAGGUGAGGAGUGGGUCGCUGCCGAGUUGGGCAGGGUCAUCCCAUACGUCGAGGCUGCCAUGCACGACACCAAGGCCGAGGUUUCCGCUGCCGCCUCCAAAGCCGCUACCGUUCUCUGCGGUACCCUUCCCAACCCGGACGUGCUGAAGCACAUCAACGCUCUCGUCUCCGCCAUGGCCUCUCCCCAGGCUGUCGCCGGUACCAUCAAGGGUCUCUCCUCUACCACAUUCGUCGCCGAGGUCACCGGCCCGACGCUCGCCGUCAUGGUCCCCCUCCUCACACGUGCGCUCAAGGAACGGUCUACCGACACCCAGCGGAUGACCUGUGUCGUCGUCGGAAACUUGGUCAAGCUCGUGCGCGACCCCCUCGUCGCUGCGCGGUACCUCAGCCCUCUCGUCGGUGGUGUCCAGCAGCUCGCAGAGGGUGCCGCCUUCCCCGAGAUCCGUGCUUUUGCCCAGACCGCACUCGACAUUCUCCUCAAUGCCGGCGCGUCCGCCUCGGCCACUCCUCUCCCUGAACGCGACAUUAUCCUCUCCGUCACCGAGGCGCUCACACUCAUGGUCCCCCAUCUCGCGAUCGAGGGUCUCCCUGCUCGUCCCUCCAUCCCCCUCUCCUUCUCCCUGCCCGACUCGCCCGUCGUCGCCCACGCGGUCGAAUACCAGGCCAACGUCAUCGCCGACCUCGUCGAGCAGCGCCGGUUCGACUCGUACAUCUGGCAGUCUCGCGGUCUCGGCAGCUUCCUCAAGCUCCUCCAGGGCGCCGAGGCGGGCGCCAAGGCCGCCCAGGGCAUCCUGGACGCCUUCCUCGCUAUCGACCAGUCCAAGUACGCCCCCGCAGCGGAAGACGACGGGUCGGGCGGUCAGCUGCUCUGUAACAUCCAGUUCUCGCUCGCGUACGGUGGUCUGCUUUUGCUCAACCACACCAACCUCAAGUUGAGGCGUGGAAGGAGGUACGGUAUCUGCGCUGCCAACGGUGCGGGUAAGAGUACCCUCAUGAAGGCUAUUCGGGACGGCAAGGUCGAGGGUUUCCCAUCCAACGACGAGCUCCGAUGCCUCAUGGUCGAGCACGCCCUCCAGGGCGAGGACACCGGUAUCCCCAUCGUCGACUUUAUCGCCUCGGACCCGCGUCUCGCCGGUCGGCCCAAGUCUGAGAUUGCCGCCAUGCUCCUCUCGGUCGGUUUCUCGGACGAGAAGCAGCAAGACCCGGUCGCGAGUCUGUCGGGAGGAUGGAAGAUGAAGUUGGAGCUCGCUAGGGCCAUGUUGAUCGGAGCGGACAUCUUGUUGCUCGACGAGCCUACUAACCACUUGGAUGUCCAAACCGUCGCUUGGUUGGAGCAGUACCUCUGUAACCUCCCGGACAUUACCUGCAUGAUUGUCUCGCACGACUCUGGUUUCCUCGACAAUGUCUGCACUGAUAUCAUCCACUAUGAGAGCAAGAAGCUCGCAUACUAUACUGGUAACUUGAGCAAGUUUGUCGAGCGCGUUCCCGAGGCCAAGUCUUACUACACCCUCUCGGCUACUUCUAUCCGGUUCACAUUCCCCCCUCCCGGAUCCCUUAUGGGUGUCCGCUCCAACACCCGCGCCAUCCUCAAGCUGUCCGGCGCGACAUUCACCUACCCCGGUACCGUCAAGCCGUCGCUCAAGAACGUGUCGUGCUCCCUGUCCCUCUCGUCCCGAGUCGGUAUUGUCGGUCCGAACGGUGCUGGAAAGUCGACGCUCAUCAAGCUCCUUACCGGCGAAACUGUCCCGCAGGAGGGUACGGUGCACAAGCACCCUGCUCUCCGGGUCGGAUAUGUCGCCCAGCACGCCUUCCACCAUAUCGAUCAGCAUCUCACCAAGACUGCUGUUCAGUACAUUCAAUGGCGUUACCAGGACGGACACGAUCGUGAAAUGCUCGAAAAGGCCACUCGGGUCCUCUCGGACGAGGAGAAGGCCAUGAUGGAGAUCCCUAUCCAGGGUCGGAACGGUGACCUCCGUAAAAUCGAAUUCAUCCUCGGUCGUCAAAAGUUCAAAAAGACUUUCCAGUACGAAGUCAAGUUCCGGGGAUUGGACCACAAGAACAACGCGUGGAUCCCGCGCGAGGUACUCGUGGAGAAGGGAUUCCAGAAGCUCCUCGGACAGUUUGACGACCAGAUCAACUCGAGAGAAGGGGCGGGUCAGCGGGAUACCGGCGCGGCGGCGGUGAGGGAGGUGUUGGAGGCGGUUGGGCUGGAUGGAGAUAUCGCGCAGUACAAUGAAAUGCAGGGGCUGAGUGGAGGGCAGAAGGUCAAGGUGGUCAUUGCGGCUGCCAUGUUCAACCGACCCCAAUGUUUGUUCCUCGACGAGCCUACCAACUUCUUGGACCGCGAAGCCCUCGGCGGUCUCGCCGUCGCCAUCAAGGAAUGGGGAGGAGCCGUGUGCAUCAUCUCGCAUUCGGUCGAAUUCGUCUCCGCCCUUUGCCCCGAAAUAUGGCACGUCGACAACGGAGAGCUCACGCACAAGGGCAAGGUCGCGCUCGUCGAGGAUGCAUUCGACAACCCGUCUAUGCCCAACUCGCGCACCACCUCCAAGUCGGGAACCCCUCGAAUCUCGCGCGUCGGUACGCCCGCCAGCGGCAUGUCGAGCGCUGCGACCAGUGCGGCCAACUCGGACGAGGAGGGCGAGGAGGGAGAAGCGGGAUUGGGCAAGGAUAUGGCCAAGCUCGCGCUCAAGAAGAGCAAGAAGAAGAAGAUGACGAGGAAUGAGUUGAAGGCGCAGGCGGAGAGGAGGCAGUUGAGGAAGUUGAACUGGCUCAAUUAUGGUGGUGAACGUGAGCCCGAUACCGAGGACGACGAACCGUGA